Messenger RNA from Penicillium daleae, 678 nucleotides. Its product is annotated as aspartate transaminase. The record is from RefSeq and is a predicted model, not a curated record. Bases 1 to 678 code for a protein of 225 amino acids. The transcript has a single exon. Gene Ontology annotation, molecular function: L-aspartate:2-oxoglutarate transaminase activity; pyridoxal phosphate binding. Gene Ontology annotation, biological process: L-aspartate biosynthetic process. Gene Ontology annotation, cellular component: cytosol. Lineage: Eukaryota; Fungi; Ascomycota; Eurotiomycetes; Eurotiales; Aspergillaceae.
AUGACUCGAACUCUCAAUUCUGCGCCGAAGGGUAACAGUAACAUCGUCGUACUUCACGGUUGCGCCCAUAAUCCGACAGGCGUGGACCCAACGGACGACGAAUGGAAGGAGAUGGCAAAGAUCAUGAAAAGCAACGAUCUAUUCCCAUUCUUUGACUGUGCUUAUCAGGGCUUUGCUACCGGUUAUCUCUCUCAGGACAAUUUUGCUGUCCGAUAUUUUGUCGAGCAAGGGAUUCAACUUGUAAUUGCUCAGUCUUUCGCCAAGAACCUCGGUCUGUAUGGUGAGCGAGCUGGCGCCUUCCACCUUGUCGCCUCUCCCGGGCCGGGUGCCUCGUCGACGGUAGACCGUGUUGCUUCUCAGCUUUCAAUUCUCCAGCGCUCCGAAAUUUCAAGCCCGCCAAUUUAUGGCGCGCAAAUUGCCUCUAUCAUUCUGAAUGAUCCACGGCCAUUUAUCGAGUGGGAAGCAGAUUUGUUGACCAUUUGUGGGCUCAUUAAAAAGAUGAGAAAGUGUCUAAAGGAGGAGUUAGAUCGUUUGCAGACUCCAGGCACAUGGGGUCAUAUUGUUAACCAGAUUGGCAUGCUUAGUUUUACUGGGCUGUCCCCAGCACAGGUGCUUGAACUACGAGAAAAGUGCUUGUGUAUAUGGCUGAAACUGGAAGGAUCAGUGUUGCGGGCUUGA